Messenger RNA from Rhodotorula graminis WP1, 647 nucleotides. RefSeq lists its product as uncharacterized. The record is from RefSeq and is a predicted model, not a curated record. Lineage: Eukaryota; Fungi; Basidiomycota; Microbotryomycetes; Sporidiobolales; Sporidiobolaceae. The annotation marks the transcript as partial. The transcript is spliced from 2 exons.
CGUCUGCCUCGUCCAGCUCGAGCGACGGCGACUCGGACUCGAGCGACGACGACUCGGACGACGACGACGACGACGCCCCCGCCGCCGACCCGACCGCCCACCUCUCGGCCCUCCUCGCCCGCGCAAAGGACGCCGCCCGCGCCCGUGACGCCCACCUCAAGGCCGCGCACGACAAGCGCCGAGGCGCCGCAGGCGACGGCCUCGCUGGCAACGACGAGCUCGUCCUCUUUGCCGACGACGGCGACGACGACGACGACGAGAGCGGCAGCGAUGGCGAGCGGCAGCGCCGCGACAGGGACGACAGCUCGACCCCUCGCGCUUCGACCUCUCGCGCCCUCCCUCCUUCCCUCGCACGGCCCCUCUCGCGCUCCCACCCGCUCCUCUCGUCCCUCCCCACCCGCCGCACCGCUCCCUCCUCCGCUGCGACCAGCGCCGGCGUAGGCGCCCACGUGCAAGCCCGCUCGGGCGGCAUCUCGCUCGCGCAGGACGUCGGCGGCGCCCUGUCGGACGUCGGCGCGACGCGCGUCGUGCGCAAGGGCGCUGUCGUCGUCGAUGGCGAGGGGAGGGGCAAGGGCAAGGCGAGGGAGGUCGAGGACCGGUGGGGCCAGGCCCCGCUGCCGCAGUUGUCCAAGAAGCAGCUCAAGGCC